AUGUCCUACCCAGAACUCGGAUUCAAAACAACCGCAGAGGAGGCCGCCGAUGCCUUCGCCAAUGAGAUCAAAGGCAAAAACGUCCUCAUUACUGGAACGUCGGUGAACGGAAUCGGCUUUGAGGCGGCGCGCGCUAUUGCUAAACACGCAAACCUGGUCGUCAUCACCGGCUACAAUGAGGAGAGGCUAAAGUUGUCUGAGGAGGCGAUCAAGAAAGAUAUCCCCUCUGCCAACGUUCGAAAACUUAUUCUCGACCUCAACUCGCUUGCUGCUGUCCGCAAAGCAGCUGCCGAGGUCAAUGCCUACUCCGAACCACUUCACGUCCUCGUUAAUAACGCCGCCGCUCCCCUUGGCCCCUUCGCUACGACUGCCGACGGUUUAGAAACUCAGAUUGGUGUUGGACACGUUGCUGCAUUCCUAUUCACGAAACUCGUUACGCCCAAGCUUCUUGCUUCCGCUACCGCAGAUUACACUCCCCGUGUUGUCUUUAUCGGCAGCCAGGCACACAUGUUUGGCCCAGGUGUCGUCCUGGAUGUGAUUAAACCUGGAUUGGAGGGCGUCCCAUUCCCCCCACAUGUUUCUUACUUCUCUGUCAAAUCUGCCAACAUCCUCACUGCUAGCGAGCUUUCCCGUCGGGCUAAGGGAAAGCUGCAUGCGUUUAGCAUCCACCCCGGCAUCAUCGUCACCAACUUCGGUACCAAAAGUCCUGCCAUUCCUGUCAUGCACGCAAUGGGCCUCGUUGAUGAGAAGGGGGUCCCGAACACCAAGGAUUUCGAGUGGAAAUCCAUCCCGCAAGGCGCUGCAACAACUGUUACUGCCGCUUUCGAUCCUCGUAUCGCUGGUCAAUCCGGCGGCUACCUCAACGACAACAAGGUUAUGACCGAGAUGGUCGCUGAGCACACCGCUAGCCCCGAUAACGCCGCCAAGCUUUGGGAAGUCACGGAGACGGUCAUUGGCGAGAAGUACGAGUUUUAA
Messenger RNA from Mycena indigotica, 975 nucleotides. RefSeq names its product Short-chain dehydrogenase/reductase family protein. The coding region runs from base 1 to 975 and encodes 324 amino acids. The record is from RefSeq and is a predicted model, not a curated record. The transcript is spliced from 7 exons. NCBI's taxonomy places the organism in Eukaryota, Fungi, Basidiomycota, Agaricomycetes, Agaricales, Mycenaceae.